This is a messenger RNA of Ctenocephalides felis (cat flea), 1956 nucleotides long. RefSeq names its product glutamate receptor ionotropic, delta-1-like. Gene Ontology annotation, cellular component: membrane. The record is from RefSeq and is a predicted model, not a curated record. Gene Ontology annotation, molecular function: ligand-gated monoatomic ion channel activity. Bases 1 to 1956 code for a protein of 651 amino acids. The transcript is spliced from 10 exons. Lineage: Eukaryota; Metazoa; Arthropoda; Insecta; Siphonaptera; Pulicidae.
AUGGCUGACAACAUGACCGCUACCACCGUGCCCCCGCCGGUUGCGCCCGCAGCACCCGCAGUAGACGCGGGCGGAAUGCUGAACCUACUUUGUGCCUUAUCAAAUGUCACAUAUUGCGAAGAAGGGAGCAACAUUUUUGAACCGGAAAAUACUUUCAGUAACGAAACGGGCUGUGCAGAAAUCGAAGAUGACUUAUGUCUAAUAGACAGACAAGAGUUGGAAGUAUUGGCAAAAGAAGAAUUAAAAAAAAAAAUAAGAGCAAGUUUGAAUGGUCGAGUUCUGAAAGUAGCGACACUACAAAAUUAUCCUUUAAAUUGGGCUGUGAAAGAAAACGACACGUGGGUGGGGAAAGGCGUAGCUUUUAUAUUUUUAGAUUUUUUAGCAGAAAAAUUUAAUUUUACGUACGAGGUAUCACUACCUGAAGAGAACAGAGUCGGCAUCGGGAACGAUAAAAGUAUUGUGCAAAUGCUUAUAGAUAACAAAACGGAGUUAGCAGCAGCCUUCCUGCCAGUUCUUUCACAAAAUUCCGGAAAAAUUAGAUAUUCAACAGCACUAGAUGAAGGAGAAUGGAUGAUGUUGAUGAGAAGACCUCAAGCUUCUGCUACUGGGUCUGGACUUUUAGCCCCUUUUGACAGGGAUGUCUGGCUUCUCAUCCUAGUUUCCCUGAUAGCAGUAGGCCCGAUUUUUUAUGGCCUGAUAUUAAUCCGGCAUCGUAUCAGUUCGGAUCAUCAAACAAAACCUUAUCCCCUUCCCCACUGUGUAUGGUUCGUUUACGGGGCAUUGAUGAAGCAAGGAUCUACGUUGUCUCCUGCAGCAGAUUCCACAAGAUUACUAUUCGCUACUUGGUGGAUAUUCAUAACGAUAUUAACAUCAUUCUACACGGCUAAUCUGACUGCAUUUUUGACCCUCAGUAAAUUUACUUUGCCCAUCAAUGAGCCUAAAGAUUUAUUAGUGAAGAAUUACAAAUGGACUGCGAGACAGGGUAGCGCGGUGGAAUAUGUCGUUAAAAACCCUGACGAAGAACUGAACUACCUUGCUCCUAUGAUCGGAAAGCGGGCACAACUCAAUGAUCCCUCCAACGAUACAGCAUUUCUAAAUAUGAUAGAAAGUGAAAAUUACGUACUGGUACGAGAUCGUCCAGCUGUGGAUUUACUGAUGUACAAUGACUACCGAGCCAGAAGUGACGUGGAUGAAUCCAGGAGAUGCACAUUCGUGGUGACGCCGACUAAGUUCAUGACCAAGGGAAGAGCUUUUGCGUAUCCUAUGAAUAGUCGGCUAAGGGAACUGUUCGACCCUUUAUUAUUAGCUCUGGUGGAAUCUGGAAUAGUUAAACAUCAAACACAAGCAGAUCUGCCAAAUACUGCAAUAUGCCCACUGGAUUUAGGAAGCACGGAAAGACAACUACGAAAUGGAGAUCUGAUGAUGACGUACAUGGUGGUUGUUGUUGGUUUUGCCACUGCUCUGAUCUUCUUCAUUGGAGAGAUUACGUAUAGAUAUUUCAAAUUCGGCAGUAAAAUGAGGCGUGGUCACACACCAGGCGACAGAAUGCGCCACAAGAACCAACACCAGUCGCAAAAGAUUCAAAAUGUAUUGCAUCAUCACCAAAAUUUACUUAACAAUAAUACUCAUGGAGCCCAAUUUGAAUACAACAACGUCUAUGCUAAUGUGAACGAUUAUGCUCCAAAUUCAGUCAACAUACCCAGCAAGAAAAGACCUUGGGGAGGACGCUCAGACUCCGAUCAUUACAUAACACCGCCACCAGCCUACGGAUCGCUAUUCAAACAAUCAUUAGCAGGAUCUAACAACUUAGGCAACAUAGCACCUAAACAUCAACAUCAACAUCAUCAGCAGAACAUCAAUGGAAGAGAUUAUUACGUAGUGAAAACAGUUCAAGGAGAUACAAGGUUGAUACCAGUUAGGCAACCAUCUGCACUCUUAUUUCAGUAUACCAAUUAG